This is a messenger RNA of Micromonas commoda, 1188 nucleotides long. RefSeq lists its product with no specific name. Gene Ontology annotation, molecular function: ATP binding; ATP hydrolysis activity. The transcript has a single exon. The annotation marks the transcript as partial. The record is from RefSeq and is a predicted model, not a curated record. NCBI's taxonomy places the organism in Eukaryota, Viridiplantae, Chlorophyta, Mamiellophyceae, Mamiellales, Mamiellaceae.
AUGCCCGGCACGUCGAGCACCGCGUCCGCGUGGACGGCGCGAUGUGCAUGUGGCUCACCUCUACGCCGCGCACGCGUUCAAUCGCGCGGGAGUCGCUCUUCGAAGGCUCGUUUCACGGCGGCUCCGGCUACGUUGGUCACUCCUCGCGCGUACUCGUCCGAUGACGAGGGGGUGGAGUACCACGACUACUGGAAGUCGGACAAGGAGCAUCGCAGCUCCUGGACGACCCGAGAGUCCACACAGGCUGCCAAAGGCGUGGACUAUCUCGUGGAGCUGGGCAGGCAGAGCGAGAACAUGAACACGGCGGUCGGUGCCAGGUACGGGGUCGUUGACGACGUGUUCGCCGGGAAAAACAACUCCAAGUUUAAUCUCGGCGCGGACUCGGACAUCGCGAGCGGCAAGCUGCGAUAUACCAUGGAGCGGUCGUUCAACAACCUGGUCGGGGAGUUUCACGUGCCCAAGCAGUUCGUGGACAGGGUAGCUCUGCACAUCGCCAAGAACCUGCUCAUGGACUCGACCAAUCCGGGGGUCGGGGAGAACGCGCUCGGCCUGACCAGGGUGCCGCUAAUCCUCGGCAUCUGGGGCUCGAAGGGGUGCGGCAAGACUUUCAACCUCGAGCUCGCGUGCAAGGCGCUUGGCGUGCAUCCGGUGGUGAUGUCUGCGGGCGAACUCGAGGACGAAUGGGCGGGCGAACCCGGGCGGUUGAUCCGACGCAGGUACAGGCACGCUGCUGAGAUCAUGAAGGUUCGCGGCAAGGCAACCUGCCUGAUCAUCAACGACAUCGACGCGGGCGUGGGAUGGUUCAAACAGACGCAGGCCACAGUGAAUACGCAGAUGGUGAUGGGAACUCUUAUGAACAUCUGUGACCAUCCGAACUUCGUGUCCAAUGAGGAGGACGACGAGAUCCACGCGUACAGGGACGACGAGUACAUCCGCCGCGUGCCCAUCAUCAUAACCGGAAACGAUCUCUCCACACUUUACGCACCGCUUCUCCGUGACGGGCGCAUGGACAAAUUCUAUUGGUCGCCGACCCGAGAAGAUAUAUGCGACAUGGUACACGCGAUGUAUAAGGACGACGACGUGCCCCGAGCCACCGUGGAGCGACUGGUGCAAGCUUACUCCCACCAACCGCUGGAUUUCUUCGGCGCCAUUCGAAGUCGGAUGUACGACGAAGCCAUUGCUCGUUGG